AGUAAACAGUUUUUUUUAGUAGAAAAACUUGCGUCGCAAACCGUUGCCGCUCUCGUAGAGGUGCAGGCGGUUCCUUUUUUUGCACAAGUUUCACAACUGGCGCUCAAGAUGAUGAUCUUCAAGACCAUAAAGAUGAACGAUGAUCAUCUUCCCCAUAACUUAACCUCUAGUCUAGCGAAAAAGUAGGAAUUUAGUGAAGGCGAAGGCUAGUUUCCCCGAGCAGCUACCCACACAAGUAGAGCACUUCACAUACCCGCCCAUGUCACAUCGAUCAUGACGGCCGUCGUCAAGCACAUUCCGAAGGAAGGCAUUCCCGGCGCCUGCGCGAUGACGAAUACCGAGAAAAAGACUUUCUCUGCCACAGAGGCUGAUGCUUGUCCCGGUCAUCAGCAACGUCAGCAAAAUGCGCCAACAUGUGAAGGCCUUGUUCAUGGCGCGCGGCAAUCUUUCCCCGCAAAAAGAACCUCUCGCUACUUCAUCAUGUCCGACACCUAUCGGAGCGUUCUGUUUUGCGCAACAACGCUGCUAGUGGGAUUCGUCGCGUGGAAGAAACAGGCAGCGAAUGGUGACAAAAUGAGCGACGGUGGAGGAAUACUGUCCUUCUGGGAGAGGGACGCGAACGGGAAUGAAAAUGCGUUUUCUUUUUCAUCUUCCAAUCCGGUGACUUUUGUGGCAACGAGCAUCUUUUCCUUCUUGAACACACUGACGACGUUUGAGGAGCUUCUCGUGUUGACGGCAGUCUACACCAUCUACGCAAUUUUGGCCAACAGUUUCUGGCUGUGUUUCUUCAAGACACGCCGCCCAAAUUUGUGGAACAUUCUGCGGUCUCGGCCCGGUUUCGUGUGCGAGUCGCACCAGGCGGAAAUCGUGAUGUGUUUUACCCUCGCGCCGCACCACCUGAUCGCGGGACUGUUGCACAUUUACGGACACUACCUCUGUCCGGAUCUUCACCGUGCUGACGCAGGAGUUCUUUCUGCGGGUCAAAAUUUCCACUGUGCGCAGUGGAUCAAGCAUGGCAUCCUCUGGGAAGCCGCCUUCAACUUGCAAGACUACGUUGCCUGUUUCGCGCAGUUGUUUCCGCACAAUUCACGCCGCAAGGUCAUGGCGGAUCAUGUCGCUGUGGCGGAACAAGUACCUGAUCAGGCACAGCAAAUGCAGCCAGGGGAUGAAAUGAGCGAAGCGAAUUUAGCGGAAAUUCAAAUUUCUAACCCAAACGGUAUGGACCGCACAGCAAGCUCCACCGGCGGCACGAGGACGCCCUCGAGGAGUAGUUAUCACCGAGAACAAGACCCCUCCUCCGCUGCGAGCAGGACUUCCUUAGUCACCCAGCACAAAGUCAAAAACAAAACUGAACCUGCGCAAAUGAAGAAUGGAAGCUCGCCCAAGAACUUUUUCCCACCGCUGACCCGGGGCCGCCUGGCGCUCGCGGGACACCACUUCGGAGCGGGGCUGUUCGGGCUGGCCUGCGUGGAGUCAGACCUGUUGUACCGAGAGGACCUGCAGAAGAUGUGCAUCGCACUCGAGUUUGCGGCGGCCAUCGCGUUGUUUCUGCUCGGCUACCUGUACACGCUGGAUUUUCGGCGCGACCUGAAGCCACUGUGGUUCUUUUCCAUCGUGAACACGACGGCGUUCACCUACACGCGCGUCUACGAGUUCCCGAAGUACGCCUUUUCCCUCGCCACGCACCUGGUACAAGGCGCCCAAAACGCGCACUACUCCCUGCCCUUCGCGCUGUUCGGACUUGCUUCGCUCGUUGGUUUCGCGGUCUUCAACUUCCACGCCGUGUACGGGUCGACGAAACGAGCCCUGAAAAUGCAGGAAGUCCUGUUCGAAGAGCUGCUGCUGAGACUGAGAACUCGGCAAGACGAAUUGGCAAGAAGUGGCACACCAACUCCUGCUAAAAUGAAAACCAAGUGGCAGCGGAUGCAGUUGUCGUUUUUGCCGUCGGCAGAGAAAUUCCUGGUUAUGAACCUGGAACUGACGAGGAAAACGAAGCGCAGUAUGUUUCCAACAGCUGCUCGUCGUCCAUGAGGAUUUUUGUGCUUGUCCUGUGGUGCAGCGUGACAGGCAGUUAGAGUUACAACUUCUAGUACUCUGACCGAGUAUCGCAAAUGGAUAGAUUUGGCUGAGUAAUCGACGGACGAAAGCAAGAGCAAGUAAGUGUAUACGGAAUAAUAUUCCGCGCUUUUUUUUUACCAUUUUUCGCUUCCUGCUGUCUUUUUUUGGUUUUCAAUUAUACCAUCGCGUCCCCGUUCCGGACGCGGACGCGUUGCCCCUUUACUUUUUUUUGCCACAUCCAGAAAGAACACCGCGUUACACUGUUGCAGGUGCAGCACAACCUCCACAAUAAAUCCGAUAUAAAAAUGUUUGUAUUCACCCCGUUUCGAGCAGUUUCGUUUCUUGUAUGAUUCCAUGCAGCAUGUAGCUUUUCUUCCAUGUGAAAGAACCUCUCAAAUCUCAAAUCGCAUUGCGCGCUUGAAGUCAAGCAGCAGCCCCACAUAACUCACGAACAUGUUGAAGCAUACUAGACAUAAAUGCUUUUUUGUAUCAAAUGCGACCAAUCAUCUGAAUUCCCAUGAAAAUAAAAAUUUAGGC
Messenger RNA from Amoebophrya sp. A120, 2595 nucleotides. Lineage: Eukaryota; Dinophyceae; Syndiniales; Amoebophryaceae. The record is from the annotation of a GenBank genome assembly.